Molecule: messenger RNA, 3576 nt
Organism: Papaver somniferum (opium poppy)
Lineage: Eukaryota; Viridiplantae; Streptophyta; Magnoliopsida; Ranunculales; Papaveraceae
Product: eukaryotic translation initiation factor 5B-like
Exons: 13
Coding region: 165-3263 (1032 amino acids)
Molecular function (GO): GTPase activity; GTP binding; translation initiation factor activity
Source: RefSeq, a predicted model, not a curated record
CUUCGCGAAAAAGAGAAGAAGAAAGUUCUCUCUUCUAUCUCUGCGGCUCUACACCUCUACCCAAUUCUGCAACCCUAGCUAGGCUUACGAGGAGGUACCUCGUCUUUUCAUUCAACCCAAGGUUCGUUUAACCAAAUUAUGAUCUUUACGAAAUUCGUGAAUAAAUGGAUCAAAAGAAGACUUUCGUCUGUGACGGGAGGAACUCCCUUGUUCUACAGAGUGAGUCGUCCACAUCGAAGAAAAAAGACCAUGUCGUAGAAGAUGGUGACUAUUGCAUUACUGGAAGUGAGGAUGAAAAUACCAACUGGCAACUUGGUAGCAGCUCUAGUGAAGCCGAUGCCGAAGCCAUUAUAAACAAUAGCAAANAGAAGAAAAAUAAUAGCGAAGGAACAUCCCAGGAGGAAGAUGACUUAGACAAAGUUCUGGCCGAGCACGGCAAUGCUCCCAUUGUUCCAAAAUAUAAUGCUUCUCCAAAAGAAGAAAAGGUUCAAGCUCAACCUGAACAGAUAGGCUCGGUUGAUGCUACUGGAGGGGAGAAGGAAGCGGAGGCAGAAACAGGGAAGUCUGCGGCAGCAAAGAAGAACAAAAAGAAGAAGGAGAAGGAAAAGGAGAAGAAGGCAGCUGCUGCGGCUGCAGCGGCUGCAGCGGGAGUUCAGGAUGCAACACAGGAGGAAACAAAGAGUAAAAAACGUGAUGACAAGCGCCCAAUUCAUGUUAUAAAAAUGCAGGAGGCUUUGCAAAGGCGUAAAGAACUUGAAGAGAGAAUGAGGAGGGAAGAGGAAGAGAAAGAAAGGAGGGAGGAAGAAGAGCACCUCAGGCAAGAGGAACUCGAGAAACAAGCAGAAGAAGCCAAGCGAAGGAAAAAGGAAAAAGAAAAAGAGAGGAUGCUGAUGAGGAAGCAGGAAGGGAAGCCUAUAACAAGGAAGCAGAAAAAUGAAGCUUGUCGGCUUGAACUACUUAGGAAUCAGUUUCUUACGCAGAAGUCUAAGUCAGCUCCUGCUAAAGAAAAUGGCGGGGCUUCUGCAACAAACAGUGCGGACGACCUGCAGCUGAAGGAAAUGAAUGCAGCUAAAAACACGAAUACUAGAGAGGUAGACUCAAUAUUAUCUAAUUCUAUUGAGGAAGUGGAAGUUAAGCAUGAGAAUGAAGGUAAAUCAGUUGAGGAGGAAGAAAUUGAGGACAAAGAAUGGCACACAAAGAGCUGGGGUGAUAGUGAUGUCCAAAUCCUGGUCAAGAGCGCCUUUGCCAGUGAAGAGGUUGAGCCAAGUGUGGUGAAGAAAGAAGCCAAGUGUGCAACAUCACCGGAUUCUGGUACCGCGGUGAAGCCAUAUACUGCUUCUGGUGGAGGUGUUCCUCAAUAUUUAGAAUGUGAAGACGUUAAGAGUGAUGUUGCGGCUAAGAAUAGAAGAAAGGAUGCUGCAGCUAAACGAGAAGCACAGACUAUGGAGGUACCUCCGAAAAGGGGAGAAGAUAAACUGCGUUCUCCAAUAUGUUGUAUUAUGGGACAUGUUGAUACUGGUAAAACGAAGCUACUAGAUUGCAUCCGCGGAACUAAUGUCCAGGAAGGCGAGGCUGGAGGAAUUACACAGCAAAUUGGGGCAACCUAUUUUCCUGCCGUGAACAUAAGAGAGAGAACCCGGGAGUUAAAAGCAGAUGCAAAGUUACGGGUCCCUGGUCUUUUGGUUAUUGAUACUCCAGGACACGAGUCGUUUACUAACUUGCGUUCACGUGGGUCUGGGUUAUGUGAUAUUGCAAUUUUGGUUGUUGACAUUAUGCAUGGAUUGGAACGACAGACUAUUGAAUCCCUGAAUCUUCUGAAAAUGCGGAACACAGAGUUCAUAGUUGCGCUGAACAAGGUCGAUAGAUUAUCUGGUUGGAAAACGUGCAAGAAUAAACCUAUUUUCAAAGCCAUGAAGCAGCAAUCUAAGGAUGUCCAGAUGGAAUUCAAUUGGAGGCUCACUCAGAUCAUUACUCAGUUGAAAGAACAGGGUCUCAAUACUGAGUUGUAUUACAAAAAUAAAGAAAUGGGGGAAACCUACAAUAUUGUUCCAACAAGUGCAAUCAGUGGUGAAGGCAUCCCAGAUUUGCUGCUAUUAUUGGUUAAGUGGACUGAGAAAACUCUGGUGGAGAAGCUUAUGUUUACCAAUGAAGUUCAGUGCACGGUGUUGGAGGUUAAGGCUAUUGAAGGUCAGGGGACAACUAUUGACGUGGUAUUAGUAAAUGGAGUGCUUCAUGAGGGGGAUCAGAUUGUGGUUUGUGGUACACAGGGGCCAAUUGUUACCACUAUUCGUGCUCUACUGACACCGCAUCCAAUGAAGGAGCUACGGAUAAAGGGCUCUUAUCUGCAUCACAAAGAACUCAAAGCAGCCCAGGGUGUGAAAAUCAAUGCUCAGGGCCUUGAUCAUGCUGUUGCAGGCACUGGUCUGUAUGUGGUGGGUCCUGAUGACGAUGUUGAAGACAUCAAGGAAGCAACAAUGCAAGACAUGAAGUCCGUCAUGAGCAGGAUUGACAAGAGUGGUACAGGUGUAUGUGUUCAAGCAUCAACACUUGGGUCACUGGAGGCAUUGCUGGAGUUUUUGAAGAGCCCUGUAGUCAAUAUCCCUGUCAGUGGUAUAAACAUAGGUCCUGUACACAAGAGUGAUGUCAGGAGGGCAUGUGCCAUGCUUGAAAGGAACAGGGAAUAUGCCACCAUUCUGGCAUUUGAUGUCAAAGUGACGCCCGUGGCUCGUGAGCUUGCUAAGGAGAGUGGUGUAAAAAUAUUCACUGCUGAUAUAAUAUAUCAUCUUUUUGAUCAGUUCCAGAAAUAUAUGGACAACUUUAAGGAGGAAAAGAAGAGAGAAGCUUCGGUGGAAGCUGUCUUUCCAUGCCGUCUCAAGAUUAUGCCGGAUUGUGUAUUUAAUAAGAAGGACCCAAUUGUAUUGGGGGUCAACGUUCUUGAAGGCACCCUUAAGACGGGCACUCCAAUUUGCAUUCUAUCUGAUUCUGGUGAAAGUGAAUUUAUCGAUAUCGGUCAGAUUACAUCAAUCCAAAUCAAUCACAAAGAAGUUGGGACUGCCAAGAAAGGACAGAAGGUUGCCAUAAAGAUACUGAGUAAAAAAAUCUUUGGCAAGCACUUUACAGUGGCCAAUGAACUAGUUAGCCACAUCACCAGAGAGUCGGUUGGAAUACUGAAAGCUUAUUUUCAGGACGAUAUGGGUAAUGAAGAUUGGAAGUUGCUGGAGGAACUGCAGAGGGACUUCAAGAUUGAUCAAAUCUAUUUUUAGUUUGUUUGGAAAUUCAUCGGUCUUCCUUACUAGAGAAAUUAAAUAAUUUGGACCAUUUCUAGAGAACUGCAAAUAAUUGAUUGCGAGAGUUUUCUGUUGGAGUUAAAUUGGUGGUCGAAGUUUUCAUAAUACUCCCGUAUGUUUUCUUUUAUUAAGUAAAAUUUAUCCUUUACUCUUCAGUUUGCACGGGUUGUUUAUUUCUAGUGGUGGCGGUGAGAGAAAUGGUGGUAACUAGAAUUUUUUUAUUUUUAUUUUUUUGAAGCAGUUAACUAGAAAAUUUGUGAAAUUGUCAAUUGAAAACUUUCUUCAGGCA